AACGCUGUUCUUUUGACGCUCUAUUUAUUCGACGGAGUGUUACUCCGCGAUGAGUUCUACCCAUCAGCCGCCGCCUCCUCCUCCUGCACACCUUCAGCAGACCAACUCCACCGUAGCCGGUCACUGGUGGCGGUUGCUGUUCCCGAAGGAUCCUACUUAGGUUCCUUCUGCUCGCGACGCCUUACGACGGAGCAGUCGCGGCCUCAGCGGAUCCCUAAUUCGAGCGGGAGCUUUCUUCGUUUAAAUUUUCCUUCUCGUUCUAGCGUGUAUAUAUUCCCAAGCGAAUCACGGAAUGCCGAGUUUUCCGCAGCCAGGAGUGGUCACUGUCUGUGAGAUUAACCGCGAUAUCAUAACUGCUGAGAGUCUUUCGGAUGAACUGGCCAAGGACACUUAUGGCAAAAUUUUGGGAGUGAUAUUUAGUCCGGUUCCUUUCCAACCCGAAGCCUCCAAUGUAGAGCAAGUAGCAGGACAGGAACCAAGUGAUGCUGCUCCAACAGGGGGUUUUGCUCGUUUGAAGGAAAUUGUGGCUGGGUACACUAAUCGUAUUUUCUUCCCAAAUGAAGUUAGAUACUCAACAAUGUUAAAUAUGCUGGCAGACAUUGAUACACAAAGAGUAAGUUGGCAUCCAAAAAGGCAUUGUCUAGCAUUUGUUUCUGGGCAAAAUCAAGUAACUGUAAAGGAUUAUGAACAUUCAGAUGGUAAAGAUCCAUGCUUUUUAACCAGUGAAUUUCAAAGAGAUAUCAAAACACUUGAAUGGAGGCCAAACAGCGGCAUGAUGCUCGCUGUUGGUUGCAGGGGUGGAAUCUGCAUUUGGUCUGCCUCUUUCCCUGGCAAUUCAGCAUCUGUUCGAUAUGAAAUUACCUCUUCUGUUAACAGUGUUUCUGGAGGUCCUGGAGUUCGAUGGAUCCUGGUAGAUUUUCUCCAAAGCUCUAACAGUGAACUAACAAGCAUACUUUCUUGGAGCCCUAAUGGGAGAUAUCUGGCCUCUUCCUCAUAUGGUAGUUCAUCAUUCACAGUAUGGGAUGUUUCUCAAGGUGUAGGAACUGCUAUUCGACGUGGAUUAGGUCCACUAUCAAUGCUGAAGUGGUCACCAAGUGGAGACUAUUUUCUAACUGCUAAGCUUGAUGGAACUUUCUACCUUUGGGAGACGAUUACUUGGACAUCUGAACCUUGGUCUUCAACCACUGGAUAUGUCACAGGAGUUGCAUGGGAUCCUGAAGGACGAAUGAUAUUAAUUUCCUUCUCUGAAUCUGUAACCUUAGGUGCAAUUCACUUUGCAUCAAAGCCGCCUUCUUUGGCUGCACACCUUGUUCCAUUGGAGAUGCCAGAAUUAGCCAGUUUGUCUGCCAGAGGCAUUGAGAAGAUGGCCUGGGAUGCUUCAGGAGAACGCUUAGCACUGUCAUUCAAAGAUGGCGAUGAAAUGUACAAUGGUUUGAUUGCUAUAUAUGACACUAGGACAACACCUCUUGUCUCUGCUUCGUUAGUGGGCUUCAUUAGAGGGCCAGGUGAAAAGCCAAAGCCCCUUGCAUUUGCUUUCCACAAGUUCAAGCAAGGGCCAAUUCUGUCUGUGUGCUGGAGCAGCGGAUGGUGUUGCACAUAUCCUCUCAUUAUUCGGUCUCAUAUUCUUCUUUGAUCAUCAGGGUGGACAGUCCAGCUUUGAGUUCCGAGUGCCUAAAAGUUGCUGAUGCACCAAACUUGAGGCCCUCUGUUGUAGAUGAUGAUAUUCUAAUGAAGUCCGCUCUGCUUGCAAAGAACUGGAUGAUGUGGACAAUUUUCUUCGAAAGCUUAUAGUUGCAAACGAGUGGUCGAGUAAAAUGCAUUUUGGGUUUAAAAUUCAAAUAUGUGGACACUGGUGACAAGUGAUAAAAAAGAUCUUUAUGACUCUUUUAUGGUCUCUGCUUUAGCAUUCUGCUCAUCUGUGACAAGGCUUAGUUGACUAACUUGAUCUCCGAUUAAAAUAAAAAGGCUUGAAUAAUUGAUGGAUU
This is a messenger RNA of Zingiber officinale, 1985 nucleotides long. Its product is annotated as aladin-like. The record is from RefSeq and is a predicted model, not a curated record. The transcript is spliced from 15 exons. Gene Ontology annotation, molecular function: protein binding. Lineage: Eukaryota; Viridiplantae; Streptophyta; Magnoliopsida; Zingiberales; Zingiberaceae. Gene Ontology annotation, cellular component: nuclear pore. Gene Ontology annotation, biological process: nucleocytoplasmic transport. The coding region runs from base 293 to 1633 and encodes 446 amino acids.